AUGAUGACGACACAAAGAAGCAAGAGACGACGAUCAUGUUCGAAUUCAAGGAACAAAGGAGCGAAGUUCGAAGAGAUCCCAUUCGAUCUCGUUACGGAGAUACUCUUGAGAUUGCCAGAAAAAUCAGUAUCGAGAUUUCGCUGCGUAUCGACUAUCCGCAGUCCAAACUUCAAUGAAUCGUUCUUCGCCAUAUCUUCGUCUCGUCCGAAGCUACUGUUCGCAUAUAUAUCAGAUGACAGCACUUUCUUCUUCUCAUCGCCACAGCCUCAAACCUCGUCUUCUUUAACCGCCAGGUUACAUACGAGCUUCCCAGUUGAAUGUGAUCUCUCUGACAACCUUUGUGGUCAAUGGACUUUUGGUCCAACGCAAGGUACUGUGCAAACGGUAUGUAACCUUAGCACAGGACAAAUCUUAACCUUACCCGAAGUGAAAAGUGCUGCCUAUAUAAUAAAAUGCUCUUUAGGGUUUGAUCCAACCGAACAAAAGAUUAAAGUGUUUUGCACGGCCCAGCCAAAUGAAAGUCUUGGUCCUGAAGAUCUGAUGUAUCAAGUCUUAACAUUAGGAACUGGAAAACAAAUGUCAUGGAGAAAGAUGACAUGUGAUGUACCAGGCUUUGGUAGUGCGUUUCGUAAAGUUGGGAUAUGCAUCAAUGGUGUUUUGUAUUAUUUACCUGUUCCUUUCGGUACUGGUAGUACUAGUACUAGUAUGUACCAUGGAAGUCAUCAGGUUCCUGAUAUAUUCUUCUUCGAUCUCAGAUAUGAGAAACUCGGUUAUAUCAAGAAAGCUCAAGAUAUGAAAGUUGUUGACUCUCCCUAUAGACUAUUUGGUCAUGAAUCAUCAGCUCUUGCAAACUACAAGGGUAAACUAGCUAAGCUUGAGCUUUGGAAUGAAGUGAUAGGUACAAGUAUUCACAUGUGGGUUCUACAAGACGCCGAGAAACAUCAAUGGUCGAGUUAUGCCUACGGCAUGCCACCUCCUUGGAAGUCUAUAACAGGGCAUAACUUACACUUUGUAGGAAUAACUAACAACGGCGAAAUUGUGAUGUCGCCGGACAGGCCUUUCUUCCGUGACGAGAUCUACUAUGACUCUUUCUACCUUAUCUACUACAAUCCCGAGAGGAACACUGUCACUAGAGUUGACAUCAAAGAAAUGGAAGGUCACUGGAAAAGUAACGCUUACGUGUUUCUUGACUACGUAGAGAAUGUGAAACUUAUGCCAAAUAUUUAG
This is a messenger RNA of Microthlaspi erraticum, 1227 nucleotides long. The record is from the annotation of a GenBank genome assembly. Lineage: Eukaryota; Viridiplantae; Streptophyta; Magnoliopsida; Brassicales; Brassicaceae.